CUAUUCAUAUUCAUUUUCAAUCAUAUCAUCAUAUAAAUCUGAUUCUUAACAAUAAUAUUCUGUAUAUUUAGGUUUCCAUUCAUUCAUUAUCACACUCCCAUAGUCCCAUAUCACCAUAUUUCCCCUGGGUUUAGGGACAAACUUAUCAAUGGACCGGUUUGCGAGUUCUCCGCGUCUUAUGAUCGUUUCCGAUCUUGAUCAUACAAUGGUUGAUCAUCAUGAUCCUGAGAAUCUUUCUAUACUAAGGUUUAACGCCUUAUGGGAAGCUAAAUACCGUCAUGAUUCACUGUUAGUGUUCUCAACGGGAAGAUCGCCUACAUUGUACAAACAGCUAAGGAGCGAGAAGCCCAUGUUAACCCCAGACAUAACCAUAAUGUCUGUAGGAACUGAGAUAACAUAUGGUAAUGAAAUGGUUCCCGAUGAAGGUUGGGUUGAUUUUUUGAACAACAAAUGGGAUAAAAAGAUAGUCUCAGAGGAAACUAGCAAGUUUUCUGAACUCACUAUGCAGUCUGAAACUGAACAACGUCAACACAAAGCUAGCUUUUAUGUUGAGAAAGAAAAAGCUCAGGAAGUAAUGAAGACUCUUUCUGAACGUCUGGUACAGCGAGGGCUAGAUGUAAAAAUAAUAUACAGCGGUGGGGUGGAUUUGGAUAUUUUACCCAAAGGUGCUGGGAAAGGACAAGCUCUUGCUUAUCUACUUACAAAGUUAAAGGCUUCUGGAAAAUUACCUAAAAAUACCCUUGCGUGUGGAGAUUCCGGGAAUGAUGCUGAGCUAUUCACCAUUCCAGAUGUGCAUGGUGUCAUGGUGAAGAAUGCACAGGAAGAACUGUUGCAGUGGCAUGCUGAAAAUGCCAAAAAUAACCCCAAGAUUAUUCAUGCAACCGAAAGGUGUGCGGCCGGUAUCAUAGAAGCUAUUGGCCAUUUCAAGCUAGGUCCAAAUGUAUCAUCGAGAAAUGAAACGGAUCUAUUAGAUGCUAAGUUGGACCAUUUCGACCCUGCAUAUGAAGUAGUUAAAUUUUACUUGUUACUCGAGAGGUGGAGACGUGCAGAAGUUGAAAAUGCUGAAGUCUAUUUGGGCAGACUGAAAUCUGUUUGCUCUCCUUCUGGUGUGUUUGUUCAUCCUUCGGGUGUUGAGCAAUCUCUUCAUGAUUGCAUUAAUAAGUUAAAAGACUGUUGUGGUGACAAAAAAGAUAAACAGUAUCGUGUUUGGGUUGAUCAAGUUUUCCCGUCACAGAUUGACUCAGAUACAUGGAUUGUGAAGUUCAAGAAAUGGGAGCAAACUGGUGAAGAGCAGCACGGUUGCUUGACAACAGUUGUAGUUAGCUCAAAGGGAGUGAAACCUACAGAAGGAUUUACUUGGGUUCAUGUGCAUCAGACAUGGAUUGAUGGCACGACACAGAAUACUCGCAAUGAUUGGUUCCUUUAAAGUUGUACAGCACCCCCACCUCUCAGAUAUCUUCAGUAGGCAAAUUGUACUCAAAAUAAACAUAGAAAAAUCAUUUCGUAGAGUUUCCUUUUCACUGACAUUAUUGGUCGAAGGCAAUUCUGUUACAAUAAACUGUCCCGACAAGCUCUAGUAUGCAUGUUGCAUAUGUAAAGAAUAUAUAAAGUUGAUUAUCUUUAUUUAACUCUUAUUGGUCGAAGGCAAUUCUGUUACAAUAAACUGUCCCGACAAGCUCUAGUAUGCAUGUUGCAUAUGUAAAGAAUAUAUAAAGUUGAUUAUCUUUAUUUAA
Molecule: messenger RNA, 1733 nt
Organism: Erigeron canadensis
Lineage: Eukaryota; Viridiplantae; Streptophyta; Magnoliopsida; Asterales; Asteraceae
Product: sucrose-phosphatase 1-like
Exons: 9
Coding region: 149-1426 (425 amino acids)
Biological process (GO): sucrose biosynthetic process
Molecular function (GO): magnesium ion binding; sucrose-phosphate phosphatase activity
Source: RefSeq, a predicted model, not a curated record